AUGGGCAAGUCUCGACUCGUACCACUAAAGGCAGUAACGAUACCACAUCUAGAAUUAACCGCAGCUGUCUUAGCAGUACGCAUCGGAGCCAUGCUGUACAGAGAAUUAGAUGUCAGAAUCGAUGAUAGCACUUACUGGACAGAUAGUACUACAGUCCUGAAAUAUCUGAACAACGCCCAAAAUCGAUACAAGAUCUUCAUUGCCAAUCGAGUGAAGACAAUCCUUGCCACCUCAACCGUAGAACAAUGGAGAUACGUGGAAGGAAGUUCUAACCUGGCAGAUGAUACCUCCAGGGGAUUAGAGCCCACUGACCUGGACAAACGAUGGAUUACAGGUCCUGAAUUCUUAUGGAAGGCUGAAAGUAUGUGGCCAAGGAAUCCUGUCGACGUCAAAGUGUGCAAAGAAUAUCUAGAUGCGCAAGAAAUAGUCUGUCUCAACAGUAGRGUGAACGGCACCAUUGAUGUAAACAGAGAUUUUCUUCAAAGAUUUUCUUAUUUCUCUAAUUGGUAUCGUCUGAAGAGAGCCAUAGCAUUAGUCCUGAAACUGCAAUCAAAGUAUCUCAAGAAUAGCAACGAUCAGAAUAAAGACAACGGUCAAUGUAAGAUAACAGAAGAAGACUUGACACUAAAAAGCAGAGAAAGUCAUCAUUAA
This is a messenger RNA of Exaiptasia diaphana, 651 nucleotides long. RefSeq lists its product as uncharacterized. Lineage: Eukaryota; Metazoa; Cnidaria; Anthozoa; Actiniaria; Aiptasiidae. The transcript has a single exon. Bases 1 to 651 code for a protein of 216 amino acids. The record is from RefSeq and is a predicted model, not a curated record.